UUCUUUCAUUCCGCAACGUUAGGUGAAUGGAACGCGGAUUGUGAAAACAUGGUUGCCUUUUGUGUUAUUUGACGUAAAUAUUGUGCGAAAAUAAUAUUUUCUGUUUACGAGUGUUUAGUGAUUAAUAAGUUUUAUGAUGUGUGUGUCCCUACUGUGAUCUGUUCAUAUGAGGCUGCUAUACAAAACUGGUCCGAUGGAGUCGCUCAGAAAAUGGUUUUACAAACCAAAGAGGGACGACCAUUCACUCCUCGCGCAGUUCUUUUUCGCGGACGAUGCUCUGAACAUGGUCGCCGCAGAGCUAGACUCCUUCGACGGAAGGAAGGACCCAGACAGAUGCUCAACCCUCGUCAAUCAGCUACGACAUGCACAGGAUCGCGUCUUGAACAUCACUAGUCAGAUCAUGGAUCAAGUUCUGGGCGACGAAAGGGUGGCGCGCGGCUUCCGAGUCAAGUUCCCAGAGGACGUUCUGCAAGACAACUUAGCUGGGCAGCUUUGGUUUGGCGCUGAGUGUCUCGCCGCUGGUUCGUCAAUAAUGAAUCGCGAAGAAGAAUCGGCAUCGAUGCGCCCCCUAGCCAAAGCUUUGACGCGGAGCUUAGAGACCGUGAGGUCUUUGCUGCGAGAGCAGUGCCUUCGUCCCCGAGGACUGGCUUUGUCGCAGCACGAUGACAUGCUCCACGAAAGCCUGAGAAUUUUUGAUCGUUUGUUUGCUGAAUUCGAACUAUGCUAUGUCAGCGCUAUGGUGAACGUCAAAACCCCCCAAGAGUUCGAAGCGCAGCAGCUGAUUUGCGUCCUGUUCUCGGAGAGCCUUCGUCGCGCCCUCAAACAGAACUUAUUAGCUCAAGAGCAGGUGGAUUCUUACGAUCCGGCACUGAUGUUCGCAGUUCCGCGUUUGGCAAUCGUUAGCGGCUUGCUCAUAUACUCAAGUGGGCCACUGAGCAUUAACAAACCGCCAGAAGAGAUGUCCGUGAUGUUCCGUCCGUUCCGUACUCUGCUGAACAAGAUAAGGUCGUUGCUGUGGACCUUGGACCGCCGCGAGCUGUUGGCCCUCGAGCGGUUGCUCUGCACCAACGAGGACAUAACCAAUCUGGCCGCGCUUGGUCUACCGUCGCCUCUGAAUUCAGACACACCCGAAGACUCAUCGUGUCCGUACCCCGAUAUCGAAGAGUUUGUUUCAAGAUUUUACACUGACUACGCUCACUGCCGCGACCUCUACGCGCAAAGUUCAAGCGAACCCACGAUAACGGACGCCGACUAUCUACCCGACAACAUAGAAGUGAUGACACCGAUUAUCGACGGACUUCGUCGCCUGACCGAGUUCGCGGACACCCACGACGAGUCGUCGGACCACGAGAAGCCUCGACAUUCUAUCGACACGGCCAGCACUGACACAUUCCAAACCGACUACAUCGAUAGAUCUAGAAAGACCAGCAAAACGGAGAACAGCGACCUGUCCUCGCUCAGGAACCUAUCGACGAACGGGCUCAUGAUGUUCGAUCCUCUGGUGAUCAACGCGGCCGCUUCCACGUCCAAUGACGUCAAUCGACAACUACCCGAUCACGAUUUGGUGACGUCACUCAACGAGCAAGUCACCGAAAUAGCCGACAGACUGUCGUCUAUAGCCGCUAGUGACGUGGACAUUGUCGAUCAAAUGCAUUCCUUCUCGACGAACGACGUUACCGGUCUGAUAUCGGUCGACGAGCAAGCGUACGGGUAUUCGGGACCCAGGAACGAGCAGCUGAGCUGUAUGCCGUCGACGAGCCACGGGUAUCUCAUACCCAACGCGAUCAGCCACGAGCCGGCGGUCAUGUCGUCGCUGUCCCACAACAACUCGGCGGUCUUCAAUGACGAAACAAGCGAAGCAAACGACCCGCUGAACACUGAUCUCCCGUUAAUAAUUCCAGAGAACAUUGACGCCGAUAUCGUUAAUACUAAUAUUUGUAAAGCGAACGCUAACCUAAGUAUGUUACUAACAGAAGAGUUUAGACAGGACGAAAGCGCCGACGACAGUACUAGCUUUCAUUCAGCCAAAAUGACUUUAGAUACAGAAGACGAUAGAGUUAAGUUUAUGUUGGGUUACGAAAGCGAACACGAGUCGCCGGUUGAUUCGGGAGUCAGCACAGAGAACACUAGUCUAGACAGAUCACCGGAUUCGGAUCAGAGUAAAGAAAUCAAGGGUAGCCUCCAGAACCGGGUCCUGAUACCCGAAGAAAGUUCCUUCGACACUGUUAAUAUUAAUUACGCCGAAGAAGAAGGGCAGAAGAACGAAGCCUGCUCUUCGAAUAUCGACGUUAGGUUAAGCGAUGAGAGUUCAGACUCGAUUGAAGAGAGGCGAGUUUUACAAGAAUGGGGAGCGAACGCUUCCGAAGUAGAAUAUAGUACAAUAGAAGAAGUAAUCACAGAACUGAGAAGACACAGGGAGAGCGAUAAGAAAAUUAGUUCUUUAUUUGAAAACGAAGGACCAUCACAGAGUAGUUCUAGAGUUAGAAAGAGUAGGAGUUCAGGGAAGAAGAGUAAAGGGAAGAUUUGGACGUCCGGUGCUGUUAGGCUGAAUAAUCGCUCCAACCAGAGCCAGAGUCCCUUAAGACUGAAUUUAGACCAUUUCGUUGAUGAGAGUGGCACAUCCUGCGCUGGUUCGGAAUGCGCUGAUGAUGAACAGAUAGCUCUCGCGUUGCAGACUCAGGAGUUGGCGGCUCGACAACAAGCAAGGGGGAAAUUCAAAUCGAGCGAAGAUCUAAUACACCGUUUGUUCGUGUGCAUCGCGGGGGUCGCGGAUCAGCUGCAGACGAACUUCGCGGCCGACCUCAGGAACAUCCUGAAGUCCGUCUUCCUGAUGAACCAGUCGCCGGACACGACGGAGACGCCCGAACCUCCCGAGAAGAGCGACGAGAAAUCGCCCACCAUCGAAUACGAACUGUCUGAGGACCAAGUUAUACAGAAUCACAGUUCGUUCGAUAGUGUGUACUCAGCGGAGGAAGUGUACGCGGACAGUACAUCCGAUUCGACGCAGUCCGAUAGCAGUUCGAGAAUGAUCCAACGCGAGACCGUGAGCGGCACCGCGGCGGAUCCAGCUGGGGAAACGAGAAGGAAGUCCAUGGACAACGUCAAUUUGCAGGCCUCCGUAUCUACUGGUGAUUUGACGUACAGGGAAGAACGCCGUCCCACUGCGAGCGUGGCUAGCGAAGCGAACGCCAGCGUGGAGCGAGCUCCGGAGUGGGUGCCGGACAUAGCGGCGCCAGCCUGCAUGCGGUGCGACGCGCACUUUACCGCUUUUAGAAGAAGACAUCACUGUAGGAACUGUGGUAAAGUGUUCUGCGCGUCGUGUAGUUCUAACUCGAUACCGUUACCUCGCUACGGACAGCUGAAGCCGGUGCGCGUCUGCGAGGAGUGCUUCAGGAGUAUAGCUACGACUUGCCGCCGUGCGCAGACAGCGAACCAGAAUCAUCGGUGAAACUUAGUCUUUGCUGUACCAUUUAUUUUGUAACUUCUUUCAAUAGUGCUAAAAUUUUGAUUUCAGCGCCACCUAUUGAGCGUUUUCAGUAAUUAAUUCACUCUACAAGCGAUGUUGUCAACAGCUUUUUUCCUGUAUCACUACGAUGUAAGUGACGUAAUUUUGUCCUUAAGAUUACUAAUAUCGGACGCGUGUUCGUAUUUAAUUCACCCGGAAUCGCAUUCUCACAUGCUUGUUGAACUAAAAAAAAGAAACAUGACGUUUUUAAGUUUUGUUGCUGAGAUAAUAAAAUACCGGCUGUAUUGGAGCAGUUCCUUGUGCCCAAAGGAGAAGAAACUGGUUAAAAUUGCCGUAAUAACUAUUCAGAUUCCAAAUAGAGCAGAAAUACUAGCGGUAUUCAUAAGAAGCUUUAGAAGUCCUUGUAUAAGAAUAAUGUCCAAAAAUGUCGAUCAGAUAGUCUAGUUUAUUUCUUAUAUGAACUAUCAAUUGCCGAUAUCGCUACCUCUUCCUGACAAUUAACAAAAAAACGAAAAAAAAGCAGUCCAAUCUGUCGUACCGUACUCUAAGUAACGCAUCGUCAUCCAACUGGCGAUCGAUUUUAUAAAUACACUUAACAGUCUUGUUAUACCGGGUCUAUAAAGCUCUGAUAAUCACCUUGUAUUCUGUGGAAAAUAUAUGUAUUUUUUUUAUUAUGGCUCCUGAGCUCCCCCAAAAUGCCGUACAUUUUUAGUUACAAAAAAAUAAUGCCGCACGUGACUUUUAUUAUCAGAAUACUGUGUUUUAGUGCACGUCGCCUUGACUUUGUUUUCCGGAAUUGUUUCGACACACCCUGUAUAUGCACUCACGACUAGUGACGCGUUAUCGAUACUCUAAUUUACGUACUUUACAAUGGAAUAUCGAUUAAUCUCGUCGAUCGAGCCUAGAGCUGUCCAAACAAUUAUGUUCAUCGUUCGAUUUUAAUUAUGAUUAUUCACCUAAGUCGAUGUAAUGUUCCCGUUAAGUCUAAAAAAUAUACAGUACAUACAAAGCCAGACUGACGACUUAUACAGUUGCAUGUAAAACUCGCAUUGAGAUGUUGGCGUGCUGAAUAAUAUUCGUUCGUUGAAAAAUAACGAACGCUCUAUAACUUCGAGGUAAUAGUUUCGAAACUUUCAGUGUAUUGCCGUAAUAGUAGGGUCCUAUUUUUAACUUACUCAAAAAAAUAAAUCUAAAUUUAAUUAUAGCGCCAUCUUUUGGUGUUUCCGUGAAUGAUUUUAAUAUUAACAUUUACAUAUUUUUGUACUCGACUGCGAUUAUGAUUAAGUUACUACAGUAGAUUGGGGGGAAUAGGGAAACAUCUGGGAUGUCACAAUACUUUUGUUGAGCUGUUAGAUUUAACUUUGUUGAACUGAAAAUGACUUUUAUUUAGAGUUUAAGAAUAUUAAAUAGCUUAAUUUAGUCAUCAAAGUUUUGUAACUCAUUAAAUAUAUUAAAAAGUUAAUUACCUAAAAUUAGGUACCUACCUAACAAAUAAAUAGUGCCAACCCUAUCGAAAAACUACCCGAUUAAGCGACCCGAUUCACCCCCAACGCUUGUGUGAAUAGGGACAAGUGAGUUUUUGUAACUUUUUAUGACUAUUCUAUAAUAAACUAUAUCUUAAUGCAUUAUAAAUGAAAAUUUAAACUACCGGAACCAUUAUGAUCUCCGUUUUAUUACUAUAAUAAUAACUACAAAAAAAAAAAACGAUAAAAAAUCAAUGUCGAACUUAGUGUCCCGAUUUCCCCCAUCUUACGGUACUUGCUUUGGAUUUUUACAUAACAAAGAGGUUAUUAUUCUUUGUAAAUUAGUUUAAAAAAUUAUUGUUUUUUUUCUCAUCCAACAAAAUAAUAUGUGUAUGAUUCCAAUUAAAAAAAAAUUACGUUUAUUACAGAACGUUACAAGAAAAUGACGGAAUAAUAUAUCUUAAUAUAAUUCAUAAUAUAUCAUAUCAGAUCAAUCACGGCAUAAAACUAAUCGUGCGUUAUUUUACAAUAAUUGGAAAACAGCUCACAUGGCUGCAAGUUAAAAGGCUUCAAUUUGUCUUCGCAUAGGCCAUAUCAUCAAUUUUCAUGUAACAUGUCCUAAAAAAAAGCCUUUAGCCACGGGAACAGCUAUCGUCAAGCGCGCCGAGAACUUGCCAGCGAGCGGUUUCAAUAAAAUUUUAUGAAAUUUCGUAAUAUCCCCAUCGAUCGAUGAUACACCACUUUGACAAUUAAAAUUUUAAUGUAUACAUGAUUUAUGACUCUGGUUUAAAGCUAAUUAAUUUGUUUUGUGUUAGUUUUUGUCUCUACUAAAACUAUUUCGUCCUUCACACAUCGUCGACUGAUAUUGAAAGGGUGAUUUGAAAACUAAAUAACAAAAAAUCUGUUUCCUUUAAAAAGAUAGCUCUCUAAAAUUGCCUGUUUAUUCAUUAAAACUCAGAAAUUUUUGUUCAAUCAGAAAAAAAAAUUGCGCUUCAUUUAUGAUUACCGAGUGUGCUCCGAUUUUCAAUAAUCUAAGUAAGCGCUAGUAAGUAAUUUGUAAGUACGUUUUUUUUUUGUUGCAUUAAAUAAACAAAUACAUUUUAAAAAUGAUAAUAAAUAAAUGAUUAUCGCGCCGUUAUGCUUGUGAAAAAUUACAAUAGAUAUCUUGUUAUUGACAUAAAACAAAUAUUAAUAUAAAAUAUAUCUAGUACCGUAAAAAUAGACCCCCAAUAAUAAAAUCAAGAAUAAAAGUUAAAUAUACGAGACACAUCUAUUUUUUUAAAUAUUAACUUUGUAAUAUUAUUACCUACGUCUUUUUAUGAUAAACAUUGUUUACUCACGAAUUACAUAUUAUAUUAACGAAACAAAAAAAAUAUAUUUUCAUAAGAGAAAGUGUUGUCGAUAUAAAGUAAUGAUAAAAUAAUAAGUUUUUUUUUUUUUUUAAAAAGAUUCCAUAAUUUUUUUAUACUCUUUUAAGGUGUUAGAUUUUUUUUUUGUAAAAUAUUUUUUAAGUGAACUACUGUACUGUUAAAAAAAAUAACGUCGUAUGUAAAUUUUGUAAAGGUUGAAUAUUUAGUGUAUAAAUUGUUGUGAUGUUGAUGUUUAAAAAAUAUAUAUUCUUGCUCACUGUCCAGAUUCAUUGCGAUGGAUCACGCACUUGUGGAGUACAACGAUUCUCACUAAUGUAGAUUCGCAGGAACUUUUUUUUUUUAUAAUAAAAUAUGAAAGUGUUAUUUUGCAAUUUAAAAAACGACCUUAAUUCAAGAAUAUGUAUGUGGAGAAAAGCGAGUUCUAAAACGGGCGACAUAAAGUUUAUUUUUCAUAUCAACAUCAAAACAAAGUAAUUUUAAGUAUGAUAGUAACGGUUAGCUGUUUUUUUUUUAAUUUGUAUAAAAAUAAGUAUGGACACACACCAUUAAAAAUAUUUUUCAAAUAUUUGUUAUAAGAUAAAUAAAUAUAUAUGUAUAUGAUAUUGUUACAUUACAAAAACAAAUAAAAAAGAACUUUGUAAAUAAAUUCGUAUAUAGAUCGA
Molecule: messenger RNA, 6961 nt
Organism: Bombyx mori (domestic silkworm)
Lineage: Eukaryota; Metazoa; Arthropoda; Insecta; Lepidoptera; Bombycidae
Product: lateral signaling target protein 2 homolog
Exons: 14
Coding region: 167-3448 (1093 amino acids)
Cellular component (GO): early endosome membrane
Molecular function (GO): metal ion binding
Source: RefSeq, a predicted model, not a curated record